UACUGAAACUGCUAAUUAUAUAUGCAGGCUGGAGUUCUAACUGAACGCUGCUAUGGCUGUGGCCACUGCAUUCCAGUUUGCCCAUUCGAUAAAAUAAGUGUGAGUACAUAUAUAAGAGAUGCAAUUGCAACCUCUGAACUUCUCAAAAGAAAUGAUGUUGAUGCUAUAGAGAUUCAUACAAGUGGAAGGUACAGUUCCUUGAUCAUUAAAGCAGAUUGCUCCAUUUAAAGAACUUUGGGACGGUUUGGGAGAUUCAAUCAAACAUCUCAGACUGGCAGCAGUUAGUUUACCUGAUCUUGGAGAGUCAAGUGUAUCAACAAUGAAGGCAAUGUACUCAAUUAUGGAACCGGAUUUGGGCUGCUUCAAUUUAUGGCAGGUGUGCUUCCUAUUUACUAAUAUGUAUGGUCUAAGUAUUAUCACACGAUAUAAUCAAACAAAAGUAAUUUUGUUUUGUGUCAUUUUACCUUUAUGAACUACCACUAAUCUGAAGUUGGAUGUUCGCCCCAUGAGCGGAGAUAUUGGUCGAGGUGCCACAAGAGAAUCAAUUGCUUUUCCUCUUCGUUUGGCUGCUAUAAAAGAAAGGCCUCAUGGUUUUCUUCAAUUAGCCAGUGGCACCAAUGCUCACACAGUUGAUGGGUUGAGGAAAGUCGGACUCUUUCAAGCAACAUCCUUUACAAAUACCUCGAGGGAUGAGAACUCAACCGCUAUGAUUGGAGGUGUUGCUUAUGGUGGCUACGCACGAAAGAUUGUUGGAAGAAUCCUGAGUUUUAUGCAAUCGCAAAAUGGCAUUACUGGGAUUGAGGAUUAUCCAGAGGACCUCCUUCAAGCACUUAAUGAGGCCCUGGCUUUAGUUGGAAAACACAAUCUCACCAGUCGAUGCAGUAGAACGAACUAUCACCAAACCUGAGUUCUAUGCAAUCGCAACAUGGCAUUACUUGAGGAUCAUCCAGAGUAGCUUACAGGAGAACUUUGACGCCCUAGGUUUAGUUGGAUGUGUUAAAUCUUACCAGUCGAUGCAGUAGAACUAUCACCAAAUUUGGAGGCAUGGCAAGCACAGAGGUUUCUGCGCAACCAUAAACAUUGUAUAUAUUUGGUAGGGUGCGCCAAACCUUGCAGUAGUGCAACACAAGGAUGACACUUGCGAGACCCAAUAGCAAGCUAUUGUGGUGGACUCACCCCUUUAAAAAAUUAAUUUAAUAUCGUGUGGACACUUGGCCCACAUAUCAGAUAUUAAACUGAUAAGAACAGAUACUACACUUGAUCUUAGCCAAAAGGCCGAGAAAGGUAUGAUUAAUUUGAUCAA
Molecule: messenger RNA, 1303 nt
Organism: Argentina anserina (silverweed cinquefoil)
Lineage: Eukaryota; Viridiplantae; Streptophyta; Magnoliopsida; Rosales; Rosaceae
Exons: 7
Coding region: 506-907 (133 amino acids)
Biological process (GO): ribosomal subunit export from nucleus; translational termination; translational initiation
Molecular function (GO): ATP binding; ribosomal small subunit binding; iron ion binding
Source: RefSeq, a predicted model, not a curated record